This is a messenger RNA of Myripristis murdjan (pinecone soldierfish), 2643 nucleotides long. Its product is annotated as neurofilament light polypeptide. The transcript has 3 exons. Gene Ontology annotation, biological process: neurofilament bundle assembly. The record is from RefSeq and is a predicted model, not a curated record. NCBI's taxonomy places the organism in Eukaryota, Metazoa, Chordata, Actinopteri, Holocentriformes, Holocentridae. Gene Ontology annotation, cellular component: axon; cytoplasm; postsynaptic intermediate filament cytoskeleton. Bases 34 to 2607 code for a protein of 857 amino acids. Gene Ontology annotation, molecular function: structural constituent of cytoskeleton.
GACACCAGUUUCGUUAGCAGGAGGGAAUGUGAUAUGAUGGCAUCCAAGGGCAUGAAUUUGACCAGCCCGUUUUCGGGAAAGUUGGUGAAAAUGAACGAGAAAGAGCAGCUCCAUGGCUUGAACGAUCGUUUUGCUGGAUUCAUAGAGAAGGUGCGUCACCUGGAGCACCAGAAUCAUUUGCUGGAGAGAGAAAUCGAGGAAAUCAAAGAGAGAGCACAAUCCUCAUCUUCUUUGGAGCAGGAGUAUGGACCGGAGCUCGGGAAACUGAGGAAACUGAUUGAGGAGAUUACACAUCAGAAGCAUCAGAUCCAAAUCGACCACCAGAAUCUGGAGGAAGAGUUGUCCAACUUGAGAAAACGAUAUGAAAAAGAGGCGAGUAGCAGAUCACUUGCCGAGAGCAACAUCAUGGUGCUCAAGAAAGACAUCAACGACGCGUAUCAGGCUAAACUACAGCUGGACAAGAAAGCACAGUCUCUUGUGGACGAAAUCCACUUCCUAAAGAAAACCCAUCAGGAUGAGGUGUCAGAGAUGACUGCCCAAAUCCAGGAUGCGCAGGUAACUGUUAAGGCGCAAGAAUUUGGCAACCCUGAUCUCACUGCGGCACUUCGGGACAUUCGGGCACAGCUGGAAGGUCAUGCCGUGUCCGAUCUCCAGCAGGCAGGGGAAAGUUUUCGAUCUCAGUUUGCAAAAUUAACCGAGACCGCUGAGACCAAGAGAGAAGCGCUGAAAGUGACCCAGCAAGAGAUUCAGGAGUACAGAAGGCGCCUGCAGGCCAAGAGCAUCGAACUGGACUGCGCUAGGGGCACAAGGGAAGCGCUGGAAAAGCAACUUCGUGACGUCGAGGAUCGACACAAACAAGAAAUCAUUCAUUACCAGGACACUAUCAAACAACUGGAGAAUGAGCUUAUAAAUGCCAAAUUUGACAUGUCUGGUUAUCUGCGAGAGUACCAGGACCUGCUAAAUGUGAAGAUGGCUUUGGAUGUGGAGAUACUUUCUUACAGGAAACUCCUGGAGGGUGAAGAAACUCGCCUGUCCACUAUGUCAGAGACCCACAUGUCUAUGCCUUACAUCUACCGCCAGUCUCCUGUUUACACCCUGCCUUGUGUCAGCCGGCAGGGAGGUUCUGCCAGGAGAGCUGAGCCCCAGUACAAGUUUGUAGAAGAGAUAAUAACGGAGACCACUAGGGAAAUUGAGAUGUCAGAAUUCGAAGAGACAGGGUCUGAUGAGACAGUGGGGGGAGAAGGUGAACAGGCGUGUGUCAAAAGAGACAAAGGAAGCAGUGAAGAAGAGGAGGGUGCAGAUAAUAAAGACAUUCCAGAGGGAGAAGGUGAGCAGAUGUCUGAUGGUCAGCAGUAUCAGGUAGAACAGGAUGAAGAUGCAGUGCAGGGAGAUGAUGGUGGGAAUGCAGAGCGUUCUGGUGAGGUAGAAGAUGGCAGGGAAGGCGAAGAAUCAGAGGAGGCAGAGGCAGGUGACAGUAAAGAGGACACUGACACAGAUAAAAAUACUAAAAGUGAAGUCCAGAUAGAAGAGGUCAUUAACAAGGAGAAACACGGACAACAAGAUGGAGUAGCUGAGAACAGAAAAGAAGAGGGUGAACAUGUGGUUGAGAAAAAUGUGUCUUCAAAACCAGAGGUACUGCCAGAAGAAUCUGAUGGGGACAAAAAAGACAGUGAUUUAAAAGAGAGCAAGGGGGUUAAUUUAACAGCUGAUCUUACAUCAGAACAAGCAGAGAAGCCUGUAGAUGAGACCUCAGACAAGGACAAGGAGUCUAAAGAUUCAGAUAAAACUCAAGAGCUAAGCAGUGUUGUUAAAGUGCAGGAUGAGGCUCUCUCUUUGGCUCCUCAAACAGUUGAGAAAACCACUGAUUUGACCUCAGAGCUAAAGAGUAGUCUGCCCGUGGAGACAGAGAAGCCAUCAGAAAAAAAGGCUCCAGAAACUUCAAGCACAGCACCUAAGAAUGAAGAAAAGGAAGAUAGUCAUACAGAACAAAAGGUAACCAGCAAAACAGGAACUGAAAAAGAUACCACUGAGGAUAAAGUGCCAAAAACCAGCCAAAAUACACACAGUGACCACAAAGAAAAAGAUAAAGAAUUGCCCUUUGAUUCAAAUGUGAAAGAUAUUCCUAAGGUGGAGGAUAAAAAGCCAGACGCUGGGGAUAAAAUAAAAACAGUUGAAUCUCAGGUGCCGAAGGAAAAAAUAACUGAAGCUGCAGAAAGCAAAGACUUGCAACAGGGGGCACCAGAUAAACAAAUCCAGAAAUCUGAGUCAUCUGAGGGGUCCAGCAAAGUAAAGGUUAUUGAGAGUGGAUCUAAGCAGAUGGAGGAUGCAAAAAGCAAGGAUUCUGUAGGGGUUACUGAAAGCCAAACACAGGGAAGGUCUGAGGAGGCAGAGGUAGCAAAAAUUAAAACGUCAUUGCAGAAAGUUCAGGACAGUUCCACCCUGAUUUUGACAGAGAAGACAGCAGGUGGGCCAACCUCAGAGGUGGCACAACAAAAAAUUGAGAAUGGCUUAACUAACGGAGCUGGGGGGGUUAAAGAAGAGACAUCUGGCCUAAUAAAUGUGGAGGCACAAGCUAAGUCAGGCAAAGAGAUGAAAUCUGAAACUUAGAGUCCUAGACUGACUAGUUCCAGGCAACAGCAUGGU